Molecule: messenger RNA, 1910 nt
Organism: Exaiptasia diaphana
Lineage: Eukaryota; Metazoa; Cnidaria; Anthozoa; Actiniaria; Aiptasiidae
Exons: 8
Coding region: 56-1810 (584 amino acids)
Molecular function (GO): protein binding; zinc ion binding
Source: RefSeq, a predicted model, not a curated record
UCUUCCGUUCAAUUUCAUUAAUUUUUAAUUUUUUUUGUAACAGGAAAACUCGAGUAUGGCCCGUGUCAAUAUAUCUCCAAGCACCUCAAACAAUAGCUACAAAAAUGUCCUCUGCAAGGAAUUCUGCGAUGGAACCGUAGCUGUUUGCUACUGCCCACAAUGCUCAGCAAUCUUCUGUGACGAUUGCUAUAACAAGGAGCACAAAUCAGAGCGAAAGAUGAACCARCAGAAGGUGUUUGAUGUGAGGCCCAUUUGUGAAGAGCACCGGCAUACACUGGAGUUCUUUGAUAUUAAUUUGUAUCGGCCCCUCUGUAUAAUGUGCCUGGCGAAGUUCCAAAUAGAAAAGGAACUUCAUCUCCAUGCGAUCAAAAACAUCAGUAAUGUCUCGUCCAAGCUGUACUCGWUACUUGACGAGAAAAUCCGUGAAGCACAAAACAUUGUCAAAAAUGUYGAAAACGGCGUGAAACAGUUGCGUGAAACGACAAAAACCACUAUCAAAACUGCRAAAGACGAAAUUCAUAACCUCGUGGAACAUUUUCGAAGUCUACUAGAGGAGAGAGAGAAGGAAGUUAUGGAAGAACUGGAUAAAGUGGAYKGKGAMCAUUUGAAGAAGGAUGAGACUACYGGUCUUUUGGCUUUGAAACGACGUCUAGAGGACACUAUCAGCCAGGCUUCUCAUUUAAUUCAACUCCAACAACAUUCAACGAUAGGUUAUGAAUUCCCACAUUGUUUUAACAAGCUCAACGACUUGUGUUCAAUGGCUUUGAAGGAGAUACAAUCGAACGACCAACUCGGCAUCACCGUCAACGUAUCGACGUCCACCUUACGUGGGUUAACGACAAUGUGUAAAGUUGUUCCUUGUGAAAAGACACUAGAUGUGUGUGAUUCAGAUUCUAAAGAUGUUAUAACAUCAAAUGGGAACGUCAAAGUUAAAGUGGWAGAUGAUUUGACCAAUCACACACCAAUUACCAUGGAAACUAAUCAUCAAACUGGUCUCCUUGGAAACGAUGACGAAAGUGAUGACGUAAACGUCGAAAACUGCGAUAAUACAGUGACACCUAUUGGUGAUGGAGAUUUCUAUGACAACGACGAUGCACAGAAUUACGUCAUGGAAACUAUGACAACAGAUUCUAAUGCUGUGAUUCACCUUGACAACGAGAUGACAAGUGAAAGUCGUAUUGCUCUAGAUGCUAAUACUUCAACACCGCUGACCAGUAUGAGUGCUGAUUCAGUAAGACAAGGACGAAAAAUUAAGCUUGAGGAAACGGUUGAGKGUGAUUGUGGAACGAAAACUAAAAGAGGGCGUCCUCAUAAACGGAAGGUUAAAUCGUUACCCGUGAGAGAUUACGAGAUGGACACGGACUGGAGCCCAGUCUCCAAAAGAGUUCUUCGGUCAAGUACACACGAGAAGAUGAAGAAAGCUAGGACGAGACGUAGUGGAGCGCUGAUCAAGGAAAUGGAUAAAUGCGACAGCAUACUAACGAUGCUAUGGGCUGACGAGAAUAGCUGGCCAUUCGUACGUCUUGUGGACAGGAAAAAGUGUCCUGAAUAUUACAAGAAGAUACGCAAUCCAAUGUGUCUAGAGUUGGUGAAAGAGAAACUACACUCGUACAAGUAUCGAUCGGUAUUGGAUUUUGUCAGGGAUAUCAACAGUAUUAUUGAUAAUUGUCAUAUCUUUAACGAGCCUGGUUCUGAAGUCCAGGAAGCUGGCAAAAGACUUUCAAGCCGUUUCCAGCAAUUACUGGCCGAAACUUUUCCAAACUUUCAGAACGUAUUCCAGGACAAAGAGUUGAUGGAUUCAAGUCUUUGAAACAGUAUCACAGCCCAUGAAACAGUAUCAUAGUCCAUGAAUCAAGACUUUGUGCUCAAUUCUUUAUUCUAAGACACUUGCAAUGCCGGUGGUCUGCGGU